AUGUCUCUCUUUCCAGGCGUGGCUUUGGUGACAGGCGCUGCUUCUGGUAUCGGCCAGCAAACAGCAGUAUCAUUUGCCGUUGAGGGGUGCAGCAAGAUUGCCAUUGCAGACCAAAACUCGGCAGGGCUCGCCGAGACCACGACUCUAAUCCAGAAGGCGGUUGCUCCAGAGAAAGUCCAAAUUGUAUCCUCCACGGUAGAUAUCUCCAAGGAGGAGCAGAUCCAGGCGUUCGUCGACCAGGUUGUCGAGGAACUGGGACGGAUUGAUUAUGCCGUGAAUGCUGCUGGUAUCCUGAGCAACAACGAAAGAUCCCACGAGACCUCGACUGCUGCAUUUGASCGCAUUACAGACGUUAAUUACCGCGGCUGCUGGCUGACCUCUCGAGCAGAGAUCAAGCAGAUGCUCAAACAAGACCCUCUCCCAACCCACGAUGGACGGCCAGGUAAUCGAGGAAGUAUUGUAAACUUUGCAAGCCAAUUGGGCCUUGUAGGACGGCCAGCAGCAGCCGCGUACUGUGCGUCAAAAGCUGCAGUCAUCAGCAUGACCCAAUGCGAUGCCAUUGAUUAUAGCAAAGACAACAUCAGAGUUAAUUGCGUCUGCCCUGGCGUCAUAGACACACCAUUGAUUCGGCCGAGCAUGAGCACUCUCGGACCGGCCAUAUCGAUAGCACCAAUGAAUCGACCAGGGACCGCACAGGAGAUUGCGGACGCCGUCCUGUUCCUGUCAAGCCCAAAAGCGACGUUUGUCCAAGGGGCCGCCAUGGUGGUCGACGGUGGUUACACGAUCAAUUAA
Ramularia collo-cygni is the source of this 792-nucleotide messenger RNA. Its product is annotated as related to dehydrogenase. The record is from RefSeq and is a predicted model, not a curated record. The transcript has 8 exons. The coding region runs from base 1 to 792 and encodes 263 amino acids. NCBI's taxonomy places the organism in Eukaryota, Fungi, Ascomycota, Dothideomycetes, Mycosphaerellales, Mycosphaerellaceae.